AUGCACCUCCAAAUCCUCACAACCCUAACCCUAGCCCUAUCCACCCUCACCACGGCCUCAUCCGCCAUAAACGACUUCAACUGCCGCCCCCAAAACAACAGCAACCCAGUCGUCUUCCUCCACGGCCUAGGCGCAACCUACUACGAAGACCUGAACCUCCUCCAAGCAUUCCUCCAAACCCAAGGCUUCUGCACCUUCGCCGAAACCUACGGCGCAUACGACGGGUUCCCGUUCGUCGGCGGCCUGCGCCCCCUCGCAGACUCCGCCAAGGAAAUAGCAGCGUACAUCAAGCGGGUGGCGCACGAGACAGGCGCAGACAAAGUCGAUAUCGUGGGCCACUCCGAGGGCGCAAUGCAGUCUCUCUAUGUGCCCAAGUUCGAGGACGGGGUCUCGGAGAUCGUCGAGCGGAUUGUGUCUAUUGCGCCGCCGACGCGCGGGACCACGUUCAUUGGCCUCUAUAAUCUGGCGUAUAUCCUUGGUGAUGCGUCGCGGGAGAUCAUUGGCGGGCUCCUUCGUGCUGUUGGGUGUCCGGCGUGCGAUGAUCUGGGGCCUGACGGGGCUGCUGUGGAGCGGUUGAAUGAUGGGAUGCCAAUUGUGCAGGCGGGGAACAGGCUUACGGUCAUUGCGUCGAAGUUUGAUGAGAUGGUUACGCCUACGUCGACGUCGUUUGUGCAUGAGGACGGGGUGGAGAAUGUUUGGGUGCAGGAUUUGUGCCCGGAUGAUAGGAUUGGGCAUAUUGGGGAGGCGUAUGACUUGCAUGUGUGGAAUAUUGUCAAGAAUGCGCUGAGGGAUCAGGUGGGGAAGAAGUUUACUUGUGUGCCUGCGCUUGGAUAG
Aspergillus mulundensis is the source of this 834-nucleotide messenger RNA. RefSeq names its product esterase/lipase family protein. Gene Ontology annotation, biological process: lipid catabolic process. The record is from RefSeq and is a predicted model, not a curated record. The transcript has a single exon. NCBI's taxonomy places the organism in Eukaryota, Fungi, Ascomycota, Eurotiomycetes, Eurotiales, Aspergillaceae. Gene Ontology annotation, molecular function: lipase activity. Bases 1 to 834 code for a protein of 277 amino acids.